GUUUUUGUUCGCUUGAUUACUAGAACUACAUCUACAUUCACAUGUAACAUACUUUGUUGCUUCGACAACUUUCCAGCCGCUGUAACGUAGGGCCUCAUGGCAGCUCAGGUUAAGGACGGUGAAGACCAACGAGAUGUGUUAUUUCUCGGUUGCUCCAUUUGCCUGCCAGACGGCACUUUUUUUUGCCAGAAUGGAUGGGAAGGAUUUGCUGACAAGCAAAGCUUGACCAAACCUGCAUAUGCAAUUUUCUACGGCGGGUGCAUGAUGGAAGAACAUAUGCGAUGUAUGCAAUCGCUUUGGCGGAAACCGAAGAUAGACUGACCACAUUUGAUUUGCAGGGGCGGUGAAAAGUACUCCAAGCAGCUGUCAAGCGAGGAGAAUUCCUUGAGUGUAGGAGUGCUGAUUGCAGGUUUGGCAAUGGCACAUCAGGAGCCGGUGGUUUUCCUCAUGUGUUUUAUGUUUGAUGGAGUGAGGAUAUCUCCAUGUCAGUGGGCAUUUGGUAAACUGCCUGCCAGGUCUUUCGAGUGAAAGGUUUUGCUUUCAAGCUUUGUGCAUGACUGCCCGACCCUCAAACCCGCCACAUGUUCUUCCCUUUUGAUGCAGACAAUGUCACACUAAAGCACCGUUUGCAAGCCUUGCCUUGGACUAAAGCACCUCGACUCUUCGGCAUCUCUCAAAAUGCCAAUGGGACAUGCGUCCAUAUGCCGUGUGGGGGUGGAAACCAACGCCUUGGUGUCCGUGUCCGUAGGGUCCGUGUCCGCAGCUCCUUCCGUCGCCCGCAGGUCCGACGCGUGACGCGCGUGCGUGGCGUCACUGGAAGCCUUGCAUCGAACGUCAUUGGAAGCAGCGAAUCCGAACAUCCCAAAGUGGUGCUCGUGCCGUUGGUCUAACGCCUUUGGUCGAACGCCUUUCGGGAGCUGGAGUGGUCUAAGCCUAGCUUUGGAGAUGAAUUGGAAUGUACAUGUGGUGUUUACCAGGUGUUCACAGAUCGGCGUGCCGUUCACUACGUCCUUCACCCCCCAAAAUAUGACGUGGUUCUUAACGUGCCAAGUCCAGUGUCCAGAGAAAGUGCAACUAGUACAACUAUGGCAGUCAAAAUGUCGACCAACACAUGCCUUGCAACGCCAAUGCGUUUUCAUUCUUAUUGGAUCUUGUAGGCUUUGACUUCCAAAUUUGCUGCGUUUGCUAACCAUGCUCCAGGGAGUUCGGUAGGGGAAGGUGGCGGCAUGAGUUCAGCGUUUUGUGUGGCAGCCUGUAGGCACUGAGAGUGUUUGGAGCAAUGGUCUGGAACCUAAUAGCGAUGGCCUCCCAGUAUUUCUCCUAAACUGUGACCAACACCACUGGUACUACCACUAGAUGUCCUCCGUUGUCUUUCGCGUGUCUAGUCUAGCACCGAUGCGCCAACCGAUGCGCCGACCGACGCGACAUGUGGCCGGGACAUGCUGCACCUCUUCUUUCGUGCCAAGGAACCAUAAAAUUGUUUGAACAAGUGUAUGAUGUUGAAGACGGGCGCGGGCACAGGUGAAACAGAAGGCGUCGAAGUCCAAGCAAACGGUAUGAUGUAUUCAAACUCUUUGCUUGAGAACCCGAGCUAAGUAUGGGCAAGGGCAUGAAAGGAAAACCAAUGAAAAUGAUUAAUUAAUUAGUUUGUUUAACCAGAAAUAGUCCGAUGAGGAAAUUGGUUCCCUCCAAAAUCCGCUUGCAGAUGAAGAAUCAGACAGACCUCAAGGUCUGUUGCUCAAAUGGCACUGCUCAUCCAGGAGACCAACUGCCGCCGUUCCAGCGAGGGGCUGGUGCUUUGGCCUCUGGUUUCUGCGAGGGGCUGGUGAGGACAUCUCCAUCUCUCAACUGGAAGCUUGCGGAUUUCCGCCCAACUCAGCGACUUCCAGCGGACUUUGGGGAAGCUGGAAGCGGAAGUCGAUGGAGAAAGCUUUUGCGAAGCUGAAGGAAGUGAACAUCUCACUCAUUACCAAUCUCACCUGCAACGGCUUCACGACCAUUUGGCCUCGCCUCCGUGACACAGGCAUCUAGCAUUUGCCCCCACUACUCCGUGACACCAGGAAGCUCCUCGUGGAAGGACCAAGGCCACCCCACUCACGGCCGCCCGGCUGCCACGGCGGCCGGACCUCAUCACUGUUCAGAGCGCCGGCGCGGAGUGUUGGAGUACUGCUCGAUGAAAGAAACAGUACUCCAAAAAGAGAGAGGACACAUAGUCGCAUUAUGUCACAUUUUUGGAAAAGGAACGUUUCACUGACAGGGCAUACAAGGGCACCAUGAUACCCAAGAAAAGCAAUGUUGAUCAUUGUUGGGCAUUCUUGAAUAUCCAGACCUCCAUGUUCUAUUGUUGCAGUGGUGAACAGAUGUAAGGCAUUGCCGCGUUUUGAUGUAAGGUCCCAGGCAUUCAUGGGCCACCUGCCACAUUGAGAAAGCAGGAAGCUUAUUAGCAAGGCUGGCAGCUCGCCAGUCCAGCCAGCCUUUUUAGGAGGACUCGGAGCCGCCGCCGCUUCUAACAGCACCGUUUUGCUUCUGACAGCAAGAUCUCGUUUGCUUCGCAAUCCUGUGCCCCAAUUAAGUUGCCUGGCGGCCCAGCCAGCCGACAUCGUGAAAUCCCC
This is a messenger RNA of Durusdinium trenchii, 2612 nucleotides long. NCBI's taxonomy places the organism in Eukaryota, Dinophyceae, Suessiales, Symbiodiniaceae. The record is from the annotation of a GenBank genome assembly.